Messenger RNA from Dromaius novaehollandiae (emu), 6627 nucleotides. It is a transcript of the gene ARHGEF17, whose product is annotated as Rho guanine nucleotide exchange factor 17. The coding region runs from base 16 to 6135 and encodes 2039 amino acids. The transcript is spliced from 21 exons. Gene Ontology annotation, molecular function: protein binding; guanyl-nucleotide exchange factor activity. Gene Ontology annotation, biological process: actin cytoskeleton organization. NCBI's taxonomy places the organism in Eukaryota, Metazoa, Chordata, Aves, Casuariiformes, Dromaiidae. The record is from RefSeq and is a predicted model, not a curated record.
GCGGGGGGGCAGACAAUGGCGGAGGGGGGCAGCGGCCGGGGGGCCGCGGCGGGCCGGCGGCUCCCGCCCGCCUCCUCCCCGCCUUCCUGCUCCCCGCCUUCCUCCUCCUCCUCCUCCUCCUCCUCCUCCUCCUCCUCCUCCUCCUCCCCGGGCAGGAAAGUUUCGCCGCUGCCCGCCGAGCCGCCGGGCCGGGCGCCGCGCAGCCUGGCCCCCUCGGUGCGCCAGCUCUCGCUGCGCUUCGCCGAGCCGGAGCCGCCGCCGGGCCCGGCUCAUGCCCCGGGGGGGCCGCCGCGGGCCGCGGCGCUGAGCGCGGAGCCGCCGCGCUGGCCCAGCGUCCCGGCGAUGCGCAAACUCUUCGGCGAGAGCUGCCGCCAGGAGCCGGUCGACGCGGCGCGGCGGGGCGGCGGCGGCGGCAGCGGCGGCGGCAGCGGCGGCGGCGGCAGCGGGGGAACCGGGCGGGGGGCGCCGCCGCCGCCGCCGCCCCGCAGCCGCGUCCCGCACCCGGCGCUGCGGGCGGCGCAGCCGGGGCCCGGCCCGCAUUCCUGGCAUAGCUCGGCCCAACCGCAGCCGCCCGCCUCCUCUUCCUCGGCCCGCGGCUCCGGCAGCGAGGAAGAGCCGCCGGCGCCCGGCCGCUGCUCCGAGGGCUCGGCGGGCAGCGAGGGCGAGGGGCCGCCCUCCGCCGCCCGCAAGCGCUCGGGCCGCAAGAAGAAGAAGAAGGACGCGCGGGACGCCGAGGGGACGGCGGGCGCGGAGGCCGGCGGCGGGCAUGGCUUCGGCGGGCCGCCGGGCGACGCCGAGGGACGGCGGCCGCGGGCGUGGGGUGGCCCGGAGGGCGGCGCGGCGGCCCCCCGCUACGCGGCGGCGGUGGCCCCCGUGCCCGUGGUGGCCCGCGUCUCCAAGGUGAACCUCCUGCCCUUCGCGGCCAGCCCCUGCGGGUCGCGGAGCAGCAGCCGCUACUCCAGCACGGAGACGCUGAAGGAGGAAGAGCACGUCGGGGCGUGCUGGCCCAGCCCGAGCCGGGCUUUCCAGGUGGGCUACGGCGUGUACCGGUCGCCCAGCUUCGGGCCGAGCGACGGCCUGGCGCGAGGGCAGCCCCAGGUCCGCGUCCGCCCCAAGCUGCCCCUGGGCAUGGCCAAGGCGAAGCAGGACUUUGCAAGCGAGAGCCUGCAGCAGCCCGGGCCGGACGGGGAGAGAGCCAAACACCGCAAGUCCUUGUCCAACCCCGACAUUGCCACCGAGACGCUGACUCUCCUCAGCUUCCUCAAGUCAGACCUCUCGGAGCUGAAGGUGAAGAAGAAGGGGGUGAGGAUCGGGCUGCCGGAGGAGGCAGCCCUCGGCGGCAGCAGGUACGAAAGCUGCCCCGGCCCGGCCGGCCACCCCCUGGCAAGCCGGGGCCGCCACGGGGCUCAGUCGCCGGCCCGGUGGGCGCCGGGCGAGCGGCCCACCCUCAAGGACCUCACGGCCACGUUGCGGCGCGCCAAGUCGUUCACCUGCUCGGACAAGUCGGGGACGCGCCGGCUCUUCCUGCAGAGCGCCAUGAAGCAGAGCUCCUCCGAGCUGCUCCUGGCCAGCACCGGCGGCAACGACGGGGCGGCUUCGGACGGCGACGGCGGGCGGAGGGGAGACGACGACGUGCUGCCCGUGGUCAUCCAGGACCAGUACAUCCAGGAGGCGCGGCAAGUCUUUGAGAAGAUCAGCAGGAUCGGCCGCCAGCAGGACUACGGCUUCGCGGCGGAGCAGAAGGACAGCGGAGGUGUGGAAGGCGCCAGGGAGUUUGCAGAAGCCACGAGGGGAGCGGACGCCUCGCUCCCAGCGAGGACGGAGAGCAAGCGGUGUUGGAAGGAAGCGGAGUCCGAGGAGAACCUCUCUCGCAGGAAGUCCGUGGAAGAGCUCUCGGGUCACGAGUCGAGCCUGACGGACGAGGGCAUCGUCACAGAGCCGGAGCCAGGGCCCGCCGCGGUGGCCUUCACGGAUCUGCAUCAGGCCGUGGCGGGCUGGAAGUUGCCCGACGGCGCCGCAGCAGACAGCGAGGCUCUUCGAGCCAACAGCGGCGAAACGCCUCUGCCUGCUCGGCUGUACCACGACGUCGCGCCGGUGGAGGAUGCUCCGGCCGGCAAACUCAUGGCCCAAGCGUCCUCCGAGGCGCCCACGACCCCAAGCACCAUGCGGCGCCGGAGGAAAUUCCCCUCCGUGGGCACCAACGGGUCCGACUCCAGCGCCGGCAGCAACGGCGAGUCCAACGGAGAAGCCUACCGCUCGCUGAGCGACCCCAUGCCCCACCGGCGCUGCCCCGUCGCGGAGGAGCCCAGCGCCUUCUCCGUCGACAGCAACCUCCUGGGCUCGCUGGGUGCCAAGGCGGGCAUGCCCGAGUCCUCGGCCGUCUCGCUGUGCGAGUACGCGGGCAGCGCGGCCAGCGACCUGUCCGUGUGCAGCGACGGCCUGCGGGAUUACAGCACCGUCAUCAAGAACAUCGUCAGCCAGCCCGGGGCCAUGGACAAAGUCAUCGACGAGAAGGGCAACGGCAAGACCAUCAAGAAGAAGUCCUUCAGCGACCCCAGCCGCCGCGGCCAGCUGGCCAGCGCCGGCUUCGAGGGCCCCGGCGAGGCCAUCAGCGAGAUGGAGCCGAGCAUCCCGCCGUCCAGCAGCGAGCCCAUCCUCUCGGAGCAACGGGCCGACCAGGAGGCCGCCAAGCCGGCCGAGCGCAGCGGCUCCGGCGAGGCCGGCCGCGGCUACGGCUUCGACCCCAAGCUCGCCGAGGUCUUGUCUCCCCGCGUGCUCAGGCGCAGCUCCAAGAAACGCACCAACCGGGCGGCCCACCAGGAGAACCGCCCGCCGUCCUCCUCGGCUCCGGCGCCCGGCGCCUUCGGCAAGGCCCGGCCGCCCUCCAAGCACGUCCGGCACACCAGCGAACCCGCCACCUUCGUCCCCAUCUCCGGAGCCGAGCCUCGCGCCUCCCUCCACCCCGGCGUCCCCGCGUCCGCGCCGGAGCCGUCCCGGCUGCCCGUCAAGUCCCUCCCUGCCCUCCAGCCGCCCUCGUUGGAAGACGUCACCAAGCGGUACAUGUUGGCCCUCAACUCAGGUGACUCCUCGCCCCCCGGCACGGCGGACGCGCCCCGCUCCUCGCCCGCGACGCCCACCGCCGCCGAGCCCAAGCUCCCGCGGUGCCCGCGGCAGCCGGAGGACCACGGCGCCGCGCCGGCCCCCCGCAGCAAGCCGCAGGUGGAUAUGAGGAAACACGUCAUCAUGACGCUCCUGGAUACAGAGCAGUCCUACGUGGAGUCCUUGCGCACCUUGAUGCAGGGUUACAUGAAGCCCCUGAAGCAGCCCGAGAACUCCGUGCUGUGCGACCCCUCACUGGUGGACGAGAUCUUUGACCAGAUCCCCGAGCUGCUGGAGCACCACGAGCAGUUCCUGGAGCAGAUCAAUGACUGUGUGCAGAACUGGCAUGAGAAGCAGAAAGUGGGCGACCUCCUCGUGCAGUCGUUCUCCAAGGACGUCCUGGUGAACAUCUACUCCGCCUACAUCGAUAACUUCCUCAACGCCAAGGAUGCCGUGAGGAUCGCCAAGGAAGCCCGGCCGGCCUUUAUGAAGUUCCUGGAGCAAAGCAUGAGGGAGAACAAGGAGAAGCAGGCCCUGUCCGACCUGAUGAUCAAGCCCGUGCAGAGGAUCCCGCGGUACGAGCUGCUGGUGAAGGACCUGCUGAAGCACACGCCGGAGGACCACCCCGACCACCCCUUCCUCAUCGACGCCCAGCGCAACAUCAAGCAGGUGGCCGAGAGGAUAAACAAGGGCAUGAAGAGCGCCGAGGAGGUGGAGAGGAACGCCCGGAUCGUGCAGGAGAUCGAGUCCCACAUCGAAGGCAUGGAGGAUCUCCAGGCCCCGCUCCGGAGGUUCCUGCGUCAGGAGAUGGUGGUGGAAGUGAAGGCGGUGGGCGGCAAGAAGGACCGCUCGUUCUUCCUCUUCACGGACCUCCUCGUGUGCACCACGCUGAAGCGCAAGUCGGGCUCCCUCCGCCGCAGCUCCAUGAGCCUGUACACGGCGGCCAGCGUGAUAGACACGGCCAGCAAGUACAAGCUGCUCUGGAAGCUGCCCCUGGAGGACGUGGACAUCGUCAAAGGUGCCUCGCAAGCCACCAACCGCGAGAGCAUCCAGAAGAGCAUCUGCCGCCUGGACGAGGACCUCAGCACUCUGGGCCAAGUGAGCAAGCUCUCGGAGAGCCUCAGCUUCCCGCACCAGAGCCUGGACGACGUCAUCAAGGACCUGAUGGCCGCCAUCCACCGGGAGCUGGCCGAGAAGCAGUCGCUGUCCUUCAGCAUGUCCUUCCCCCCCAACAAAGUGGAGCUCACCACCACCAAGGCCGACGGCACCGAGUCCUUCGUCUUCGAGUUCCCCAACCCCGACGCCCGGCAAAGCUUCGAGCAGGCCUUCGAGGACGCCAAGAAGAAGCUGGCAUCCAGCAAAAACUGCCUGGACCCGGAGUUCCUCAAGGCCAUCCCCAUCAUGAAGACGCGGAGCGGGAUGCAGUUCUCCUGUGCUUCCCCCAGUCCCAGCAGCCCGGAGAGCCCCUGCGAGGUCUGGGUGUGCAACAGCGACGGCUACGUGGGGCAGGUCUGCCUGCUGAGCAUCCGCAAGGAGCCCACCGUGGAGGCGUGCAUCGCCGUCUGCUCUGCCAGGAUCCUCUGCAUCGCCUCCGUGCCGGGCCUCAAGCGCCCGUACAGGGAGCGUCCCGAGUCGCUGGCGAGCCCGGCGGCGGAGCCGGCGCCGCCGCAGCCGGAGGACGCCGGGCCCCAGCAGUGCCUGCACAUCUCCAUCUCGGGCUCCUCGCUGGAGCUCUCGGAGCCCGUCGACAGCGCCAACCGGGAGCUGAUGCCUUUCGACAGCGACGACACGGACGACGAGUCCUCGCCGAGCCCCUCGGGCACGCUGCAGAGCCAGGCCAGCCACUCCACCAUCUCCUCCAGCUUCGGAAACGAAGAGCUGCCGAGCUGCAAGGAGGCGGCGGCGGAGACCACGAGCUCGGAGGAGGAGCAGGAGGCCGCCUUCCUGGCGCUGGCGGGCCCCUUCGGCCCCGGCAGGCCCGGCGAGAGCCCCGUGGACGGGCGGGCCAUGCGGCGCUCCAGCCGCGGCUCCUUCACCCGGGGCAGCCUGGAGGAGCUGCUGAGCCUCGACCCCGAGGCCCACCAGAGCUCCAUGUGGCUGGGCACCGAGGACGGCUGCAUCCACGUGUACCAGUCCUCCGACAACAUCCGCAACCGCAAGAACAGCAUGAAGAUGCAGCACGCCGCCGCCGUCAUGUGCAUCCUGUACCUGGAUAACCAGGUUUUCGUCUCGUUGGCCAACGGGGAGCUCAUCGCCUACCAGCGGGAGGCAGGGCGCUUCUGGGACCCGCAGCACUCCAGGGCGCUGGCGCUGGGCUCCCCGGGCAGCCCCGUGACCAAGAUGGUGGCGGUGGGCGGCAAGCUGUGGUGCGGCUGCCAGAACCGCGUCAUCGUCCUCAACACGGCCACCUUGGCGCAGGAGCACGCCUUCGCCGUGGGGCCGGACGGCGGGCGCGGCGUGAGCUGCAUGGCCAGCGCGGGGCCCGGCGUGUGGGUGGCCCUGCAGAGCAGCGCCCAGGUGCGCCUCUACCACGCCACCAGCUACGAGCAGCUGGCCGAGGCCGACGUCACCCCCCCGGUGCACAAGAUGCUGGCGGGCGCCGACGCCAUCAUCCGGCAGCACAAGGCGGCGUGCCUGCGGGUGACGGCGCUGCUGGCCUGCGGCGAGCUGCUCUGGGUGGGCACCAGCGCCGGCGUGGUGCUGACGCUGGCCGCCGCCGCCGCCGCCCGCGCCCCCCCGGCCCUCGUGGGGCUGCCCCAGGGCCACACGGGCCACGUCCGCUUCCUCGCCGCCCUCGAGCUGCCUGCCGCCCUCGACCGCCUCUGCCCGCCCCCCGGCGACCCGGGGCCCGAGGCGGCGGCAGCAGGCGAGGGGCCGCGGCGGGAGGGGGCUCGCCCGCGGGCCGCCGGCCUGGCCAAGCCCCAGCUGCUGGUGAUCAGCGGCGGCGACGGCUACGAGGACUUCCGCCUGGCGGCCAGCAGCGACACCGUGGGCCGCGACGACAGCACCAACCACCUGCUGCUGUGGCGGGCGUGAGCCCCCCCCCGCCGCCCCCCGCCCCGCUCCGCUCGCCCCUUCGCUCCCUCAAAAUAUAUAUAUAUAUAUUAUAUAUAUAAAUAUCCUUAUUUAUUGGCGGCGGGAGGGAGGGGGCGCGCCGGGGCCCGCCGGCAGCUCCCGGCCCUGGACCAAACCCCCCCCCGCCCCGGGGUGCCGCCGCUUCCCCCGCUCGCCCCCCCGUCGUGCCGCCUCUCGCCCCCCCUCUCUGGCUCCGAGCCGGGGGGGCCGGGGGGGGCGGCCGCCCCGCAGCCCGGGCCCACGGCGCCGAUGGGAGCCGGGUGCCGGCCCCGGCGAGAGGCAGGAUCGCUGCUCCCCCACGUCCGUCUGUCCGCCCAGGGAGGGGCUUGGGGGUCUUUUUUUGGGGGGGGGGUUGUUCAUAAGGAUGGCAGUAAUGUUUAAGGGGAGGGUUGGGGGGGGCUUUUGGUCACUGUGGGCUUUUUGUCAUUAAAGGUCACCCGUGUCGGAAUUAAA